Sorghum bicolor (sorghum) is the source of this 1885-nucleotide messenger RNA. RefSeq names its product SURP and G-patch domain-containing protein 1-like protein. Gene Ontology annotation, biological process: RNA processing. Gene Ontology annotation, cellular component: nucleoplasm. Bases 385 to 1650 code for a protein of 421 amino acids. The record is from RefSeq and is a predicted model, not a curated record. Lineage: Eukaryota; Viridiplantae; Streptophyta; Magnoliopsida; Poales; Poaceae. Gene Ontology annotation, molecular function: RNA binding. The transcript is spliced from 9 exons.
AUUCUCUGUCCUUCCCCGAUCGAUCCCCACCCUGCACGAUACUUUUCCCCUCUCUCUCUCUCUGCUAGGGUUCCCCGUCCGAUCCCCCCUCGGCCGCAUCAGGUAAAUUACUGGUCCAUCCGCCUCGCAUUCGAUCUGAUCCCGCGAUUCGAGCCCUCGCGCACCGAUCCGGGACUCACCCCCCUGCAAAUUUCCGCGGCGGAGUUUCGUACCGUCUUUGUUUUUGCAACAUUCGAGUUGAUUAUUUUGGAGGAGUCGCGCUCUAGGUUGAGCGAGCGUUGUUGGAUUUUUGUGCGACGACGGUGGUGUGUUGAUUGGAUGUUGAAAGAAUUGUAGCUGUUUGAGGCGGCAAGCAAGAGGCCGCGGAAGCAUCUGCGUCGAGCCAUGGAUAAGGGGCUCUUCACCAACGACGGCUCCUUCAUGGAGAGGUUCAAGCAGAUGCAGCAGGAGGCGCAGGAGAAGGAGAAGGCCGCUGCGGCCGCUGCCUCAUCAGCUCCCAAGCAUGCGAACCCCAAGCAGGGGUUUGCUGUUGCGGCAAACAAGCGGCCAUUCGAGCUGAAGAAGGCUGCUCCGGUAGCCUCGUCUGGUAAGCUGGCCUUUAGCCUCAAGAAGGCCAAAGUCGCGGUUGCACCUGUCUUCUCAGCUGAUGAUGAGGACGAGGAUGCUGCGGAUGUGGAGAGGGAGGAGCCUGCCAAGCGCCAAAAAUCUGUGCAAGCUGAUGCUCCUGUGGCAGCUGCCCCGUCUGGGGCUGUUGCCCCACCCCCACCAAAUGAUAUUACAGUGAGACAAGUCGCUGACAAAUUGGCAAGCUUUGUUGCUAAAAAUGGGAGACAGUUUGAGAAUAUCACGCGGCAGAGGAAUCCUGGAGAUACACCAUUCAAGUUUCUAUUUGAUAAACACUGUUCAGACUACAAAUAUUAUGAGUUUCAGCUUGCUGAAGAGGAAAGGGCUCUUGCUCAGUCAAAGGAGGCUGAAGCAUCAAAAAGUGCUAACUCUGGCAUUGCAAGCUUCAAGGCACCAGGUGGUACACAUAGAAGCUCAUUUGAACAGAAGUCUAACUAUCAAACACCUGCAUCAGCUUUGUAUGGUGCAUAUGAGGGUAGUUCUUCCCAAGGAAGCUCUUCUAGUUACGGUGAUCAUAUGACUCCACCGUCAGAUCCUGUAGCAUUGAUGGAAUUCUACGCAAAGAAGGCUGCACAGGAAGAACGGAAGAGGCCACCAAGGCAAUCGAAAGAUGAAAUGCCACCACCUCCUUCUCUUCAAGGUCCUCCAAAGAAAGGACACCACAUGGGUGACUUCAUUCCUCCAGAAGAACUUGAAAAGUUCAUGGCACGCUGUAAUGAUGCUGCAGCACAAAAGGCUACCAAAGAAGCCGCCGAGAAGGCUAAGAUUCAGGCAGACAAUAUUGGUCAUAAACUUCUAUCUAAGAUGGGUUGGAGGGAAGGUGAGGGUCUUGGUAGCGAGAGAAGAGGCCGUGCAGAUCCCAUUAUGGCUGGAGAUGUGAAGAAGGAUCAUCUUGGUGUUGGCGCAGUCCAGCCUGGUGAGGUCACAUCUGAAGAUGACAUCUAUGAGCAAUACAAGAAGCGAAUGAUGCUUGGAUACCGCUAUAGGCCAAACCCUCUGAACAAUCCAAGGAAAUCAUACUACUGAGUACUGAUACAGGAGAGUUCAUCCGAGGGGAGAUCAGAGAAGUCAAGAAGUUCGUUAUUCAGCAUAUUUCUUGGAAUGCCACAGAUGUGAGGCUUCUGGGUUCUACGAAGCUUUGUUCUUUGUGUAGUGUUGAUCUUUGUGGCUUUAAAUGUUGUGUUGAAACGAGUAUCAUGUUUCAAACAGUGAUAUAUUGCCUUCUUGGAUCAGUAUAUUUUUUCUGAUCAUUCAGGAUUUA